Molecule: messenger RNA, 702 nt
Organism: Vicia faba (fava bean)
Lineage: Eukaryota; Viridiplantae; Streptophyta; Magnoliopsida; Fabales; Fabaceae
Source: the annotation of a GenBank genome assembly
AUGAAUUUCGCACGCGGGGGGGGGGGGGGGGGGGGGGGGGGGGAAGCUCAGGUGAACUUGGUGUUACGCGAUUUGGGCGACAAUACUUUAAAUUGCACGUUAUGGGAAGCCUAUGUAAUGGAGUUCUUAGAGUACCAACAAAAACAGGUUGAUACCACCAAACCAACAGUUAUGAUUCUCAGAUAUGCUAAAGUGAAGGAACAAGGUAAAUUUCCAAUUGCGGUGACAAACACCUACAACGUCACAAAACUACAAAUCAACAAAGACAUAAUCAACAUCAAUGAUUUUGUAAAAUGGUUGCCAAAGGUUUCUAGCACUAGGAAGUCAUUGACCACCACAAGCACCAAUAUCCGAGGGUGGUCACAACAAUCUUCCAGCUCUCAUAUGUCUAUCACUGAGAAGUUUUUAGAUAAAUCUAUUCAAAUUAAACUUAAUCAGAUAAUCCAAUUGGUCGAGGCUAGAAUAACAGACCCACUUGAGUUUCCACUUGCCCUUGAUGCAAUGUUGGGCAAAAAGUUUGCGUUCAAGGAAGGUGAAAUUACAUCUCCCCACAAUCCUGAUCCUGCUACACCAAAAGUUAAUGUGAAGAAGAUGUCUCCAGACCAUCCUAUCGAUUAUUCUGUGAACCAUAUUAUCGAAGGGGAUCUAUCUUCAACUAAAGUGAAGAAAGUUACCAAACGAGAAAAGAAAUCCACCAUAUGA